UCCGGGUGAGACCCGGAGUCCUCCAGUCCUCUCCACUGCCCCAAGCUGCCCUGCAGAGCUGCGGCAUGGCGAGCCGUUCCUACCGCACCAGCUCCAGCUACGGGGGCAGGAACUUCAGCUCCUGCUCAGCUGUUGUGCCCAAGCCUGGGGCUCGUGGCGGCACCAGCGCCCUGGCCUCCCGUGGGGGCAGCCCUGGGGGGCCGGGCUACCGGCGCCUUGGGGGCUUUGGCAGCCGGAGCCUGUGUGCAGUGGGGUCCCCGCGGGUUGCCGUGAGCUGUGGAUGGCCCCUGCGAAGCGGGGGCUGCUUUGGCUACCGGGCAGGGGGCCUUUGUGGGCCCAGCCCGCCCUGCAUCACGACCGUGACAGUCAAUGAGAGCCUCCUGGCGCCCCUCAACCUGGAGAUCGACCCCAACGCGCAGUGCGUGAAGCACGAGGAGAAGGAGCAGAUCAAGUGUCUUAACAACAAAUUCGCUGCCUUCAUCGACAAGGUGCGCUUCCUGGAGCAGCAGAACAAGCUGCUGGAGACCAAGUGGCGGUUCUACCAGGACCGCAAGUGCUGCAACAGCAACCUGGAGCCGCUGUUCAGUGGCUACAUCGAGACGCUGCGGCGGGAGGCGGAGUGCGUGGAGGCCGACAGCGGGAGGUUGGCCUCGGAGCUCAACCACGUGCAGGAGGUGCUGGAGGGCUACAAGAAGAGGUAUGAAGAAGAGGUGGCCCUCAAGGCCACGGCAGAGAAUGAGUUUGUGGUGCUGAAGAAGGACAUAGACGGUGCCUAUCUGCGCAAGGCUGACCUGGAGGCCAAUGUGGAGGCUCUGAAGGAGGAGAUAGGCUUCCUGCAGGCCCUCUACGAGGAGGAAAUCUGCCUCCUUCAGUCACAAAUCUCCGACACCUCGGUGGUGGUCAAGAUGGACAACAGCCGGGAGCUCAACAUGGACUCCAUCGUGGCUGAGAUCAAGGCUCAGUACGAUGAUGUCGCCAGCCGCAGCCGGGCCGAGGCCGAAUCCUGGUACCAAACCAAGUGCGAGGAGAUGAAGGCCACAGUGACCCGGCAGGGCGAGAAUCUCCGCAGAACCAAGGACGAGCUCAGCGAGCUGAACCGCAUGAUCCAGAGGCUGACGGCGGAGGUGGAGAAUGCCAAGCAGCAGCGCUGCAGGCUGGAGGCGGCCGUGGCUGAGGCGGAGCAGCAGGGUGAAGCGGCCCUCAGCGACGCCCGCUGCAAGCUGGCCGGGCUGGAGGAGGCCCUGCAGAAGGCCAAGCAGGACAUGGCCUGCCUGCUCAGGGAGUACCAGGAGGUGAUGAACUCCAAGCUGGGCCUGGACGUGGAGAUCGCCACUUAUCGCAAACUGCUGGAAGGGGAAGAAAUCCGGCUGUGUGAAGGCGUGGGCUCAGUCAACAUCUGUGUGAGCCGUUCCCACGGUGCUGUGGCCUGCGGGGACCUCAGCUCGACCGUUUCUCGUGGCCUGGGGGGCGUAACCAUCAGCAGCGGUGCCCUCUGCUCCCCCUCUGGGGUGGGGACCUGCUCCAUGGCAAGAUCUGUGCGGUUUGCAUAGUGGGGGGAUGGAUGGCGUCUGAUGAGGGGACAGGAGGGGGACGGGAGGGGGAAAUGUGUCUCUCCCAGGCCCCAAUAUUAGUUUAGUAAUUUCCCGUUACUGGGAACCCGGAGCUAAUAGUCCAGUUUUCUUCUUACUGGAAUUACGAUUUAACCUUUGAGUGCAAACCCUGGACUUGGCAUUCUGCCGCCUCUGUUGAUUCUCCCCUCCCUGUGGUCCGGGAAAGGGACCUAAAGGCUUUUUGAUACAAACUGCUUAGCCACUUUCUUCCCCAACUAAUUCAGGUUAGCAGACCUUACUAAGUAGUGACCGUGGGCCAGGCCCUCUGGGAAGGGAGCCCCGUGGCGGGAUGGCGGUGCAUGGGGGCACCUCUGUGCUCGCCCUCGGACGAGGGGCUGUGCACGCCGCCACACCGUGGAGGGGGCUGCAGGGGCGCUGGGGCUCCAGGAGGCCGUCACUCAGUCUUAGAGAUUGUGUGUUCCCAGAGCGUCCCCCAACUAUUCGUAUGUCAGGAUGGACAGAUUGACUGAGGGUAACUGGCUGAGGUUUCUGCUGGUGGAGGUUUGGAAUUUUACUGUAUUUGGAUGAUUCACGUUGUGGCUCUUUCUCUCGUUUUUGGUGCGCAUGAUUAAAUGGCGAUGGUGAAAGGCUUUCUCCUGGUAA
Equus quagga is the source of this 2213-nucleotide messenger RNA. Its product is annotated as keratin, type II cuticular Hb5-like. Bases 66 to 1550 code for a protein of 494 amino acids. The transcript has 9 exons. Gene Ontology annotation, biological process: intermediate filament organization; keratinization. Gene Ontology annotation, cellular component: keratin filament. Gene Ontology annotation, molecular function: structural constituent of skin epidermis. The record is from RefSeq and is a predicted model, not a curated record. NCBI's taxonomy places the organism in Eukaryota, Metazoa, Chordata, Mammalia, Perissodactyla, Equidae.